Molecule: messenger RNA, 210 nt
Organism: Aureococcus anophagefferens
Lineage: Eukaryota; Pelagophyceae; Pelagomonadales; Pelagomonadaceae
Product: ribosomal protein L38
Exons: 1
Coding region: 1-210 (69 amino acids)
Biological process (GO): protein-RNA complex assembly; translation
Cellular component (GO): cytosolic large ribosomal subunit; ribosome
Molecular function (GO): structural constituent of ribosome
Source: RefSeq, a predicted model, not a curated record
AUGCCGAAGGAGAUCUCCGACAUCCGCGACUUCCUCCAGAAGGCGCGGAGGCGCGACGCGAAGUCGGUCAAGAUCAAGAAGACCAAGGGCGUCGUCAAGUUCAAGAUCCGCUGCUCCCGCUACCUCUACACGCUCCGCGUCUCCGACACGGAGAAGGCCGACAAGCUGACCCAGUCCCUGCCCCCGGGGCUCCAGCGCAAGGACAUCUAA